AUGGGGAUGCUGACGCGAGUUGCUGACGUAGCGGCGCCGGGUGGAGGAGGCGGUGGCGCGGCCGGGGCCGGGUCGUCCCGGGGGGCGGCGACGGCAAGGCGCCUGCAAGGGAAGAACAGCGUCCUGCCGCGGGCCCCAUCCGCGAAACGCGCGGCGGACUCGGCCGGGGGUGCGAAGCCGCCCGCCAAGAGGAGGCGCGGCGCUCCGCAGGAGAGGGCGGCCAGGCCCGUCGUUCUGGUGGUGCCAGGGUCGCCGAUCUCGCUGGCGCUGGCGGUGGCGGACGCCGCGUCCGUUGAGGGCGCCGCGUUCCGGAGGAGCCGGUCUGGUACCGUCGAUCGAGACGAGGAGGAGGCGCCGGUGGACCCGGACCUCGGUCUGGACCCGGCAGAUGUCGAGGGCCUAGCCUGGCGGGACCGGAACCGGGCCGAGGCGGAGCUGGAGGCGUCGUCGACCCAGGCCUGGGUCAGCGCCGCGACGGCGUGGGCGCGAGCCGGCAAGGAGGCGGCGUGGCCGGAGAUGCCGGUGGGGACGGUGGCGGCGACGACGGUCUUCGUGCUGGCGUCGGAGAGGGAGCACGGCCAAGGCGGCCGUGCGGACAUGAUGGACCUCGACCGGGAGGUCGUGGUUGUCGAGGACGGUACCCCACAGCGGACCGACGUGGUCGAGCGGGAGGGGGCCGAUGGAGGCGGCGGCGACACCGUCUUGGAGGAGGCAGCGCGGACGGCGCUGGAGGGGGCAUCUCGGGCGCCAGCCAGCGAGGCGCCAUUGGUGGUGGAGCCUCAAGCCGCUCCGCCCACCGAGCCGGCAUCGGUGCCAGAGAGGGCGCCGGAAAAGGCGCCGGCUUCAGGGGAGGCGGCCGGUGGAGAGCACGCACUGGUGCUCAGGUCCGGAGGACGCCGGGUCGCCGAGCCGCGGUCGUCGCGGAGCGGGACCAGCGAGGUCCCCUUCGGUCCUCCGACCCAAGAGGAGGCGGCGAUGGGCGCCGUGACCCGCCGCCUAUGGGGGCGGACGGACCGGAUCUAG
Molecule: messenger RNA, 1023 nt
Organism: Aegilops tauschii subsp. strangulata
Lineage: Eukaryota; Viridiplantae; Streptophyta; Magnoliopsida; Poales; Poaceae
Source: RefSeq, a predicted model, not a curated record